UUGAGAAAAUCUGGGAGACAAUCUUGGAUAUGCAAAUUGUUCCUGCCCCAUGUGGAAAUAUUUUAGAGAUUUUAUGAGAGCCAUGCUUUGAAAGGAAAUCGGAUCAGCAGAAAAUCAACACUUCAAAUUGAUUUAUGAAAUGUCAAAGAAUUAACUUAAGCUUAAAUUUGUAUAGCACUGUCUCUGGCAUGUACUGAAAUAAUAAUGGCUAGAAGGCAGAUGCCAUAAGUUUCCAAUUUAAAAAAUGGGAUUUAUUACCAGCUAAUCGCUGUAUGACAAGCUUUCACCUAUGAAAGGGAGAGGGCAAGAGAGGGAGAGGGAGAGAGAGAGAAAGUGAGACGGACUAAGAGAGAAACAGCCAGAAGGCUCUUACUGACCUAGUUCUAAGCUAGCUCUUCAGUUGCUGAGUACUGACUAUAACAGAGACCCUUGUGAGAAGAGGCAAAGAGGCAGACGUUAAUAAGGAGAGAAAGGCAAGAAUAGUAACAAAAACAGGAAAAUUUCAUAAAACCAAAUUGCAACUGUUGACAGAAGAACCAUGUCUGGUCGAAGGGCAGUGAAAACAAAGAAAUCUGCUGUUCCUGGAGUGACCAUCGCACAAUUUGUGGAAGAUAUUCCCAAAGGGUACACCACCCCUGACUUUGAGAGGAAGCCAAUUACUUUAACAUUAUCAGAAGGUAAAAAUGCAAUUUUCAGAGCUGUGGUCAAGGGUGAACCAAAACCAGAGAUGUUGUGGAAACGGAGUACUGGGAAAAUGGAUGAUCCUGAUAGAUACCAGACAACAUUCAUCCCUGGGACAAAUGAGUUUACCCUUCAGAUAAACAAAAUCACGCAAGAUGAUGCUGAUGUGUACCGUUUUACGGCUGUGAAUGAUUAUGGGGAAGCCACAUGUUCUGCUGGGCUCAAGAUCAUACAGGUUGGCUUCAAGAAGAAAGCAAAGGUGGCUCCUCCGACACCACAGAAAGACCUGAAGAAGGAAAUUGAGGAUUUCAAAAAAACAUUAAAGAAGCGAUCGCCCCAAGCUGCUCAAAAGAAGGAAAUUGAUCCAGAUCAGGUCUGGCAGUUAUUGCUGAAUGCAGACAAGAAGGAUUAUGAGAAGAUCUGCUUGAAGUAUGGUAUUGUUGACUUCCGUGGGAUGCUAAGGCAGCUUCAGGAGAUGAAGAAGGAGAGGGAGGACAAACAAGCACAGUAUGUUUACAAUAUUGCAAACCUUAAACAUGUCAGAGUAAAUCAAGAGCAAGCAAAUGCUUCAUUUGAUGUAGAGAUGGAACUGAAAAAUCUGGAGAGCAGGAUUUAUCUAUACAAGGAUGGAGAGAUGAUCAAUUUUGGACUUAAUGACGACAACGUAAAGCAUUGCUUGCGGCAGGUUGGCAAAAAGUACAAUUUUAUCAUCAACGAUCUGCAGCCCGAAGAUGCUGGGGUAUAUCAGAUCAAAAUAGAAGAUGUAGAUAUCUUCUCCACUGAGCUGGAAGGAGAAAACAUUCCAGUAUAUUUUCGCUACCCACUUGAUGAGGCAAGAUGCCACGAGCAAGGAAAUGCUGUCUUUCAGUGUACCCUCUAUGAACCCUGCUUCAAUGCUGUCUGGUUUCACAAAAAAAAUCAACUAAAGCCAAAUGACAAGUAUGAGAUCUCAGUCUCAAAUGAUGGCCUAACUCACCAUCUAGUCAUCAAAAACGCCCAGCCUUCUGACAAAGGAACUUACACCAUUGACAUCGGAAGGCGUACUUCAAGCGCCUGGCUUGAUGUUGAAUCUAAAGGAAAACGAAAACAGACAGAAGGAAAUAGUAAUGAUAAAGCUGGUUGGCAGAGCAAACUUUUAAAUGAAGACCAUGCUAAGAAGCUUCGUCAGGGGGAAGGGCAUGAAGAUCAAGACCAUCUUGAUGACUCCAGCAGGGGCAAAGAUGACCAAUAUAAGAAAGGCCAAGAUGGUGGUGCAGAAUUGUUUAGCCCCUUAGGAAAAGAGGGAUAUGUGGGAAAAGAUGGGAAAAUGAGACAGUUUUCUGCAAUUGGGACAAACAAUGCUAAUGAUUAUAAUCAUCAGAUGGGACUUUAUGGUACAGAUGGUAUAUCAGGGGGCACAGUCACAGGUGAAUUUAGUGGUGUGGGGGGAGCUGCAGGACUCCAUGGGAAGGAAGGUAUGCUAGGUAGCUUUGGUGGUCCCGGUGGUCCUGUUGGUUUGGGUGGACUUUAUGGCAAGGAUGGUACGACAGAUGGAACAGGCCUUGGUUGGCUUGAUGGUACUGGUGAUGUUGGUGGACUCUAUGACAAAGAUGGCAAGCAAAUUGGAGCGGGGGUUGGUGGACUUCGUGCUGCUGGGAGUAUUGGGGGACUCUAUGAUAAGGAUGGCAGGGCAAUUGGAGCAGGUGGUAGUGGACUCUAUGACAAGGAUGGCAAGCCAGUUGGAAAAGGGAUUGGUGGAUUCUAUGACAGAGAUGGCAGGCCAGUUGGAGCAGGACUUGAUGGUCUUUAUGACAAGGAUGGCAGGCCAAUUGGAGCGGGACUUGGUGGUCUUUAUGACAAGGAUGGCAGGCCAAUUGGAACAGGUGGUAGUGGACUCUAUGACAAGGAUGGCAAGCCAAUUGGAGCAGGACUUGGUGGUCUCUAUGACAAGGAUGGCAGGCCAAUUGGAGCAGGUGGUAGUGGACUCUAUGACAAGGAUGGCAGGCCAAUUGGAGCAGGACUUGGUGGUCUUUAUGACAAAGAUGGCAGGCCAAUUGGAGCGGGACUUGGUGGUCUUUAUGACAAGGAUGGCAGGCCAAUUGGAACAGGUGGUAGUGGACUCUAUGACAAGGAUGGCAAGCCAGUUGGAGCAGGACUUGGUGGUCUCUAUGACAAGGAUGGCAGGCCGAUUGGAGCAGGACUUGGUGGUCUUUAUGACAAAGAUGGCAGGCCAAUUGGAGCAGGACUUGGUGGUCUCUAUGACAAGGAUGGCAGGCCAAUUGGAAUAGGUGGUAGUGGACUCUAUGACAAGGAUGGCAAGCCAAUUUCAGCAGGAAUUGGUGGAUUCUAUGACAAGGAUGGCAGGCUAAUUGGAACAGGACUUGGUGGUCUCUAUGACAAGGAUGGCAGGCCGAUUGGAGCAGGAAUUGGUGGUCUCUAUGACAAGGAUGGCAGGCCAAUUGGAGCAGGACUUGGUGGUCUCUAUGACAAAGAUGGCAAGCCAAUUGGAGCAGGGAUUGGUGGUGAUCUCUAUGGCAAGGAUGGCAGGCCAAUUGGAACAGGUGGUAGUGGACUCUAUGACAAGGAUGGCAAGCCAAUUUCAGCAGGAAUUGGUGGAUUCUAUGACAAGGAUGGCAGGCUAAUUGGAACAGGACUUGGUGGUCUCUAUGACAAGGAUGGCAGGCCGAUUGGAGCAGGAAUUGGUGGUCUCUAUGACAAGGAUGGCAGGCCGAUUGGAGCAGGAAUUGGUGGUCUCUAUGACAAAGAUGGCAAGCCAAUUGGAGCAGGGAUUGGUGGUGGUCUCUAUGACAAGGAUGGCAAGCCAAUUGGAGAAGGCAUUGCUGGAUUCUAUGACAAAUAUGGCAGCCCAAUUGGAGCAGGACUUGGUGGUCUCUAUGACAAAGAUGGCAAGCCAAUUCAAUCAGGUAUUAGUGGAUUCUAUGACAAGGAUGGCAAGCCAAUUGGAGCGGAAGUUAGUGGACAUGGUUGUGCAGGUGGUGUUGGGGGCCUCUAUGACAAGGAUGGCAAGCCAAUUGGAGCAGGACUUGGUGGUCUCUAUGACAAAGAUGGCAAGGCAAUUGGAGCAGGUAUUGGUGGAUUCUAUGACAAGGAUGGCAGGCCAAUUGGUGGAGGACUUGGUGUUCUCUAUGACAAGGAUGGCAGGUUAAUUGGAGUAGGUGGUAGUGGACUCUAUGACAAGGAUGGCAAGCCAAUUGGAGCAGGGAUUGGUGUUUUCUAUGACAAGGAUGGCAAGCCAAUUGGAGCAGGGAUUGGUGGUGGUCUCUAUGACAAGAAUGGCAGACCAAUUGGAGAAGGUGGAGGUGGUCUCUAUGACAAAGAUGGCAAGUCAAUUGGAGCAGGGAUUGGUGGAUUUUAUGACAAAGAUGGGAAGCCAGUUGGUGGAGGACUUGGUCUCUAUGACAAGGAUGGCAGGUUAAUUGGAGCAGAUGGUAGUGGACUCUAUGACAAGGAUGGCAGGCGAAUUGGAGUAGGUGGUAGUGGACUCUAUGACAAGGAUGGCAUGCCAAUUGUAGCAGGAGUUGGUGGAUUCUAUGACAAGGAUGGCAGGCUAAUUGGAGCAGGUGGUAGUGGACUCUAUGACAAGGAUGGCAAGCCAAUUGCAACAGGACUUGGUGGUUUCUAUGAUAAGGAUGGCAAGCCAAUUGGAGCAGGAUUUGGUGGUCUCUAUGACAAAGAUGGCAAGCCAAUUGGAGCAGGUAUUGGAGGCUUUUAUGACAAAGAUGGCAAGCCAGUUGGUGGAGGACUUGGUGGUCUCUAUGACAAGGAUGGCAAGUUAAUUGGAGCAGAUGGUAGUGGAAUCUAUGAUAAGGAUGGACGGCCAAUUGAAGUAGGUGGUAGUGCACUAUAUGACAAGGAAGGCAGGCCAAUUGGAGCAGGUGGUAGUGGACUCUAUGACAAGGAUGGCAAACCAAUUGUAGCAGGAGUUGGUGGAUUCUAUGACAAGGAUGGCAGGCUAAUUGGAGCAGGUGGUAGUGGACUCUAUGACAAGGAUGGCAAACCAAUUGUAGCAGGAAUUGAUGGAUUUUAUGACAAGGAUGGCAAGCUAAUUGGAGCAAGUGCUAGUGGACUCUAUGACAAGGAUGGCAGGCCAAUUGGAGCAGGACUUGGUGGUCUCUAUGACAAAGAUGGCAAGCCAAUUGGAGCAGGGAUUAGUGGACUCUUUGACAAGGAUGGCAAGCCAAUUGGAGCAGGGAUUGGGGGACUGUAUGACAAGGAUGGCAAGCCAAUUGCAGCAGGGGUUGGUGGACUCUAUGACAAGGAUGGCCGGCCAUUUGGAGCAGGACUUGGUGGUAUCUUUGACAAGGAUGGCAAGCCAAUUGGAGCAGGUGGUAUUGGACUCUAUGACAAGGAUGGUAGGCCAAUUGGAGCAGGUAGUAGUGGACUCUAUGAUAAGGAUGGCAAGCCAAUUGGAGCAGGGGUUGGUGGCCUCUAUGACAAGGAUGGCAGGCCAGUUGGAGCAGGAUUUGGUGGUCUCUAUGACAAAGAUGGCAAGCCAAUUGGAGCAGGGAUUAGUGGACUCUUUGAUAAGGAUGGCAAGCCAAUUGGAGCAGGGAUUGGGGGACUGUAUGACAAGGAUGGCAUGCCAAUUGGAACAGGUGGUAGUCGACUGUAUGAUAAGGAUGGCAAACCAAUUGGAGCAGGGAUCAAUGGCAUGAUAACUGUAUCUGGUGAAAGUGAAGCAGCUUUUGGUGGAGUCGAUGGACUCCAUGGCAAGGAUGGCAUGCUAAAUGGUAGUGGUGAAGCUGGUGAUACUAGAGGGUUUGCUAGACUGUAUGGUAAAGAUGGUAUGCUAAUUGGAGCAGGAAGUGCUGAGGGAACAGCUGCAUUCUAUGGAAAAGAUGGCAUGUCAGCUGGGAUAGGCCCUGGUGGUGCUGGGGAUAUUAGUGGGCUGGGUGAAAUUGGUGCUGGAGUAGCAGACGGAGCUCGAAGAGCAGGUAGAUUUUAUGACAAGGAUGGCAUGAUAGGUGAAGGUGGUGGUUCUGGGGGAGCAACUGGACUCUUUGGGCAGGAUGGCAUGUUGGAUAGGGUAGGAGCUGGUAGACCUGGCGGGGCUAGGGGAGGAGCUGGAUUCUUUGAUAAAGAUGGUAUGCCAGUUGGAGCAGGUACUGGUGGUACUGGUGGAAUUUAUAGCAUGGCAGGUGGAUCCAGUUAUGGGGAAGCAGGUGGCCUCUAUGGCAGGGAUGGGUUUCCAGCUGGAGUAGGUACUGGUGGAGCUGGAGGAGUAGAUAGGCUGUAUGGCAAGGACAGUAUGCUACAUGAAAUUGGUGCUGUUGGUACUGGGCAUGGUGAAGGAGGAUGGUUGGGCAGUCGAAGAAGACAGCUGUCAGAUUUAGAUGUCAGUGGACUUAUUUCAGUUGAUACUUCAAGUGGUAGAGACAGAAAACGGAGAGGAGGAAGUCUGCUGGAAGAUGACAUAAGAGAACCGUACAGUCGUUUUACUCAAGGUUUGUUUGAUGUCCAUGCUCAGAAAGGAAGACAAGCAGUCUUAUCUUGCAGCCUUAACAAUGAUCAGCUUGAGGGAAUCUGGUUUAAAGAUGGCUUCAAGAUAACAGACCUGGAUGGAAUCUCCAUUAAGAAAGAGGGCUCACUCCACAAACUAAUAAUAGAUGAAGUACAAGAUAAGCAUGCUGGAAAAUACAAAUUUGAAGCUGAAGGUGUUCGAACAGAGGCAUCUAUAUUUGUUGAAGAUCCUCCAAAUGUUGACUCUGCACUUCUAGAAAAACUGAAAAAGGAACCGAUAGUGGUAAAGGCAGGAAAGAAUGCUAUAGUGAAGAUCCCAUUUGAAGGCCAGAAGCCAAUCAGAUCAUCUUGGUUAAAAGAUGAGGGUGAACUUCUGGAUGAUGCCAGGAUCAACACUGAGUAUUCAGACAACUACACUCGCCUGUGCAUAUCCAGUGCAAACCGGAAGGACUGUGGAGAGUACAAAGUGAAACUGAGAAAUGAAAGUGGAAGCACUGAAGCUACUCUCAAACUGAUAGUGAUUGAUAAGCCACAGCCACCAACUGGACCUGUAGAAGUUGUGGAGACCUCCACAAGUGGCAUAACCAUCCAGUGGAAGCCCCCCAAAGAUGAAGGUGGCAAACCAAUUCAGAGUUAUGUUAUUGAAAGGCAGCAAGUUGGCAGAAAGACUUGGGUGACAUUAGGAGAAACCACUGGAAACAGCACUAUUUUCACCACCAACAAAGUAGAACAAGACAAGAGUUAUUACUUCAGGGUGAGGGCAGUGAAUGCAGAGGGUACCAGUGAAGUGCUUGAAUCUGAUGAAGUGAUGGCAGCUUCCAAAGUUUUUCCUGGUCCUCCUGCUCCUCCUAAAAUUAUCAGUGCCAACAGGGGUGCCAUCACACUCUCAUGGGCAGCACCACAUAAGACAGGAAACUCUCGGAUCUUGGGAUACACCGUUGAGAAAAGCAAGAAAGGCAGCAAUACCUGGAUACCUGUCACAGAUUUGCCCAUAACAGAGAAGAAAUAUACAGUGACUGAUCUGAAAGAAGGAUUGCUGUAUGAAUUCCGUGUAGCUGCUAUUAAUAGUGCAGGAACUGGUGAAGCCAGUGCACCUUCGGAAGCUGUUUUUGCUCGAGAUCCGAUGAAGCCUCCUGGUCCAGUGAAGGAUCUUAAGGUGGUGAAUACUGACUACUGCAGUAUCUCACUGUCAUGGACAAAACCAGGGAAAGAAGAAGAAAGUCCUGUCAAAGGCUAUAUUGUAGACAUGCGACACACUGAUAUGCUGAAGUGGACCCAAUGUAAUGCCCUCCCAAUACCAAUGACAGCAUAUAUUGUUAGAGGACUAAAACCCAGGGAAAUGUACUUCCUUCGGGUGAGAGCAGUCAAUGAUGGUGGAUUUGGUGAACCUGUAGAACUUGACAGUUAUGUUCAAACUAUACCUCCCAUUGUUCAACCCAAGGUCUUAGUAAAGGACACUGUCAAAAGCUUUAUGAUUGUAAAAGCAGGUGAUACCAUUCGUGUACGCAUUCCCUUUGAAGCUUCCCCUCCUCCUGAAGUGUAUUGGCUAAAGGAUGGGCAUGUUCUCACUGCAAAGGCCACAACUGCCACAAGAGAAGGUGUGAGCCAACUUAUUAUACCAGCAGCUGACUUUUCUGACAGCGGGCAUUAUUCCAUUGUCCUGAAAUCUGAACAUGGGAAAAAAGAGACCUUCAGCUUCCUAGUCCAAGUUCUAGAUGUCCCAGAAGCUCCUGGUCCUAUACAACUUGUUGAAAGAGUCCCUGAUACAGUGACUCUGAUGUGGGAGCCAUCCCCAACAGAAAAGAGAGACAGAAAUCUAAACUAUAUGGUUAUGAGACGUGACUCCAGCAAAGGAUCCUGGCAUAUGGUGGCUGAUCUGAUAUACACCAACAAGUGCACUGUUGCAAAUUUUGUUCCAGGCCGGGACUAUUUCUUCAGAGUUCUGGCAAAAAAUUGUAUGGGAGUAAGUGAGCCUUCAGAAACUGUGCAGCCCUGGAGUAUUCACAAGGAAAGGGGUAAAUUUGAAGUAAAACUUCCAAAGUACAAGGGAAUCAACCAAAAACAACCUCCAAGAUUCCUUGUUCUACUGAAACCUCAUGUAGUGACUUUGGGAUUUGAUUGUCACAUGAGUUGUGCUGUGACUGGCUAUCCACCACCUCGGGUAACCUGGUACAAAGAUGGCAAGAACAUCUCCAAAGAUCCAACCUUCUUCAGCAAAAAUGACCUUGGGGUCUGUUCACUGGUGAUCCCAGGAGUUGCAGCCUCAGAUGCUGGCGAGUACAUGGUGGUGGCCAUCAAUGAGCUAGGUGAAGCAAGUAGCAAAGCUGGACUUGCCAUAAAAGGAAAGCCAACUGAAAAGAUGCAUGCACUUCCAUCAAAUCGUUUUGCUAAGAACAAAAUACAAGUACACUUACCAUAGCCUUUGAUGGAAAUACCACAGAAAAAAGGGACAAUCAUUGAGAUGGGCCCAGCAAGAAAAGUUAGUCAUGGAAGAAAAAUGAUUAUUUAUGCAUUUCAAUAGAGUGCCAACUGAGAUUUUGCAAAACCAAUAGAAAUAUGCGCUAGAAAAUCCCCUCUGAGAUCUAAACUGUGAGAUGUUCUGACUAUGUACAAGGAAGUCCAACUUGAAGAUAUUGUGUGUGGAUGUUUUGCAAUCAGAGUUAAAACAUUUGGAAUUGUUCAGUUCAAGAACACCCAGAUUACUUGGAGAGAUCUCGUUUGUUUCAUACAUCAGUUUUGUUGCACCUGUUCAAUAUCAGUAAAGCUGACAAAUAACAGAAUUGGGGGAAUGCCACCCUUAUAAUAUGUGGGGUAGCAAAGGCAGAUUUUGAAAUAUAAUUAACUUUAAAGUACAAAUGAAAAUAUUUUCAGAUAUUCUGAUAGCAUAUGCUUCAUCAAGGAUCAAAUCAGUGUUUGAGUUUGUUUAACAGCGAGUUGCAUCUUGAUUCCCCCCCCCCCCCAAUAAUGUCCCAAUAAAAUUGAAGUUUUCCUGCUCUCUGCAUUUUCACUUGAACUAAUAGCAGCUUGAUGUUAUUAUUUUAAAGCAUUCACUGAACAACCUCUGUAGAUGCCUAAUGCAGAAUAUCCAAAAAUAUACAGCAUGGUAAUAUGAAUAUGUGGGAUGACUUUUACUCCACCCUGUCAAAUAUAAUUCUAGAAGCAGAUUGAUUAUAAAGCUUUUUCUCUGUCAUAUUAGACCGAAACAACAUUUUAUUCAUAUGUCUUAAAGUAAUACCACAUUUGUCCAUGAUCAUAAUUAGUCAGGAGUCUAUCUGCUCCCAAAUAUAUGUCUCAAAUACAUGGUUGUGGGGACUGUGGUGUGUUUCAUAAAAUCAUAGUUGGAAGAGACCUUGUGGGUCAUCCAUUCCAACCCCCUGCCAAGAAGCAGGAAAAUCACAUUCAAAGCACCCGUGACAGAUGGCCAUCCAGCCUCUGUUUAAAAGCUUCCAAAGAAGGAGUUUCCACCACACUCCAGGGCAGAGUUCCACUGCUGAACUGCUCUCACAGAAAGUUCUUCCCAAUGUUCAGGUGGAAUCUCCUUUCCUGUAGUUUGAAGUCAUUUUUCCAUGUCCUAAUCUUCAGUGCAGCAGAAAACCAGUUUGCUCCCUCCUCCCUGUGACUUCCCCUUACAUAUUUAUACAUGGCAAUCAUGUCUCCUCUCAGCCUUCUCUUCUUCAGGCAAAACAUGCCAAGCACUUUAAGCAGCUCCUCAUAGGGCUUGUUCUCCAGACCCCUGAUUAUUUUAGUUGCUCUCCUCUGGACACAUCUCCCUUCAAUUGCAGUGCCCAGAAUUGGACACAGCAUUCCAAUUGUGGUCUGAGUAAGGCUUCAUCUGUGAUGUAGGGAUCUGGAAAGGUCCAAUGAAAUUGUACGGAAUUUCAUUGAGGUGUCAUGGCAUCAGACUGCUUGCAAGAGGCUAAAUCUACCCAAGAAGUUAAAGUAAGGCAUAUCUUAAGUAGCCUUAUACUUUAUGGGCCAGAAGAAAAUAAAAACAUAUUAUCAAACCAAGGCAAGAAUGAUCGUCUUUCUAAAUAAUCUACCAGUCUUGAGUAUUUGAACGUAGGCCAGCAGUAUGGCUCAUCUUUCCUAGUUCAGAUUUUCAGCAGUGAGGCGGGGUUUUUCUUUCUCAACACAGCUCCUUGAGAAGCCCUUUCAACUGGAGACCUGUAUGUGUAUGCCCGUGAUUCUCCACUGUCUAAUAUGUCUCUUCUGAUACUUCUUCAGUACACCAUUGUUGUAUGAGAGCAUCACUGACAGGACAAUGAUAUGAAUAAUUUCUUAUGUUAUGACUGGUUAUAAAUCCUCAAGAUAUGACAAGGCUAAGAAGGAACUCAGAAGGUAAAAAAGUUUCUCCACCAGAGGGAGUCCUCCUGAGCAGAGGACCAAGUAUAAUAAAACCUCCCAUAUCCAUAGAUUUAAUAUCAUGGUUUCACUUAUCCACAUUCCAAAAUAUUCCCUUCUGAAAGUAUAUGUUGGUCUCUCUAAGUUUUCCAGCUUGGUUUCCAGCCCAGUUAUAGUCAAAAUAUAGGAGUCASUAUUAUCCAUGGUUUUAGGUAUCUAUGGAGGYUCUUGGGACAUUAUUAUUAUUAUUAUUAUUAUUAUUAUUAUUAUUAUUAAACUUUAUUUGUACCCCGCUAGCAUUUCCCAAAGGACUCGAUGCGGCUUACAAAGGCCAAGGCCUCAAACAACAACAACAAKAGACAAUAARAAUACAAUGCAAGCAAAUUAAAAACAUAAGCAAUAACAACAACAAAACAUUACACUAUUACGCAAUAAAUCCAGGGCCGGGCCAAUGAAGGGUACAGGUUAAAAAAGUGCUGGGUGUAAGAGGUGAUAUGUUGGGAUUCUGGGCAAGUGCAAUGUGCAGAGAGUCUUAAGCUCUAAUAAAGUGCUUGUGGGACGUAGUGCUGGAGGUUAUCCUAUUCAGGAAAGGCACAUCGGAAUAGCCAGGUCUUCAAGUUCUUCCUAAAGACUUCCUAAAGACAUAUCAUCCCACAAACACUGUACUCAUCAGACUGCAAACAUUUGUUGUUUUCAUAGAAAAAGUGAGUCAGAAAGGAGAAAGGGUUUUUCUUGCUUGUGCUUUUUAUUUUGUUUGGUUUUAAGAAACCAUGGUCUUAUGUUUUUAGACAGAUGAAAAAACGCAGCAAAAUCACCACAAAGAAAUAUUUUAUAUGUUUAGUUUUGCAUGGCCCUAAAAUAUUUUUUUAAAUGAUGGGUGACACUUGGAGUGACAAAGCUGACUUUAAUAAACUUGGUAUGGAAAAUAAUAUGUGAAAACAUUCAAAAUGUCUUUAUUUAUAGCAUCUUUCUUGAUUUUAAAUUGCACAUUCAGCAAAUCAGUGUGAAUAAAAAUCAAAGGGAGAGCAAGAGAAGCAGAAAGGAUGUAUUCUUGUGUCUACUGCUCCACCACAGUCUGCAGCUUUUCAUGUUUGGGUUUUGCCUACAUAACACAUGGCUGCUAAAUUAUUCCUACCCAUUUUGGAUUUAUUUGAUGGAUUUUAUUUGAUUGUUAUUUUUAUAUUUGUGUGUAAUUGCUGCUGUAAACCACCUUGGGUCUUUGGAGAAAAGCGGUUUAGAAAUGUCCUAAAUACAUAAAUAAACACAGUGCUUCAGAAACAGCUACAUAUGUUUAUUCAAGGUACAGAGGUACAGCUAUGAACAAUAGAAUAAAAUGCUCAGUAUAUGCACCCUUAUUUACGAUGUAAACCUCUACUUAAGCAGGUGUAAAGCUGUUGGAUUUCAUAUCACAAAAGAAUAUCUGAAUUGAUCAAACCGCUGAUAGUAGCCUGCAGCAAAUUUCUUGGGAAGCAUCUAUUUUUGUUAACAGUAUGGCAAUGACUUGGGAAAUCUACUACUUUUCCUAAGGAAAAAAUGAAUCCACUUUGUUUCUUUCCCUUAAAAAACCCAAUUCUGUUUGCAUGUCAGCUCACAUAAUUAAAUCACAACUUAGCACUUUUAUCUGGAGUAGCAAUGGAACAUCCGAACAACCGAAACCAGUCAGCAAAAGAGAACCACAAGAUAAAAAUCUGCCUGUGUUUAUUGUUCCUCCCACUCUGGCAGAACUUCAUAAAGUCUUUUUGACAUUUUAAAUAAGAAUUAAAAGGCUCCCCUCUUAUCUUUCAUCAAAUUUGGUUGUUUGCCUAAAAAGGAAUGAACAGUACAGAACACCUUCUAUGGUUAUCUCUUUGCACCAGGUCUAAACUCCUCUUCACAGUCCUUUCCACUCCACACAGCCAGCCCACCCUACUGUCACCCCUAUUCUUUCUUUCUCAUUCCACUAUUUUAUGGAAAACUGUCAUACUGUCACAAAAAUAUCAUUGCAGAUUUGAUAAAUAUGGAUUUGAUAUAAUGAUGUGUGGGAAUGAAUGGAAGAAUGGAAGGAUGUAUGGAUGGAGCUAAUAAUUUUGGAGACACCAGUAUAAUAUUAAGGUCUGCAAUGACUAACUACCUGCUUGCUGGACUGUAAUUAAAAGUUGCUAAUAAGAGCUGAAAAGUAAACACUGAUAAGAAUUGGGACAGUGAUAACAGAAAUGUUUACAAUGUUAAGAAAGAAGUCAACACAAGCCUUGUGUUUGUUAACACCAAUCAAGAAGAUCAACAUUUUGCCAGGAAACUGAGAUGGAGCCAGGAUGGAAGACGUCUAUUAUUAAUUUAUAAUUUUGGGACUACAUCAGCAGAAUAUUCCCAUGAAAGACUCAGUCUAAUAAUGCUCAAAGUGUGGCAGACCUGAGGAGACUGUUCCACCCACUAUGCUCUGCUCCAUGGGAAGGAGAGAGUGUACCUAUGGAAAGUGGCAAAUCUGCGCGGGAGCAGUCUGGUCACUUUGGGGCUUCUUUCUCAAGGGAAGAGGGAGAAGUGUGCUUUUGGAGUCUUGGAUUUUGUGCAGGGAGUCAGGCUCUGCUGUAUGGAAAAGAGAGAUCUGGUCCUUGGCAUUGUUCUUAAGGAAAGAAGUUUUGGCAUUUCAGUAUUUUGAAGUUUUGGCGUUAUGGAACUAUGCAUUGACAGGCUGCAGGAAAGCAGGGUCUAGCCUAACAGGUGCUUCUCCAAGGAGGGAGAAAAAGAUAUGGGAAUAUUUCUGUGCAUGAGGAUGAAUGCAUGUACAUGUGUGUGAAUGUUGAGUGAAAAUGUAAUUCCCCCUUGUUUGUUAAUCAAUGUAACUGUGAAUCCAAUGUAGUUGCAUAGAAUCUAUAUGUCUGUAUGUCUAAUGUCAUUCUUUGUCUAAAUGUUUUUCUGUAAUCUGAUAUACCCUCUCACACUGGAAAUUGCAAUAAAAAGAACCUAUGCUUCAAA
Messenger RNA from Anolis sagrei ordinatus, 13434 nucleotides. It is a transcript of the gene IGFN1, whose product is annotated as immunoglobulin like and fibronectin type III domain containing 1. The record is from RefSeq and is a predicted model, not a curated record. Gene Ontology annotation, molecular function: protein binding. Lineage: Eukaryota; Metazoa; Chordata; Lepidosauria; Squamata; Anolidae.